GAAGGGAGCGAACCUCGAAUACGUUCGAAGAGACAUUCAAUUCCCCUGGAAAUCUAUAUAAUCGAAGCUCUGAUCAGUGAUCAUCCUCUGCAAAUCGCUCGCUGGAACAAUGUCAGGUCGAUCUACAUACAACAGACAAGACGGAAACAGAGGCGGGAUGAAAACUCAAAAGAAAUUCGUUCCUAAGAGCAAUACUUCGAUUUCAUCUUCGAAGAGAGAACCACCCCUCAUUCAACAACAACCAACCCUCUCUACUUCUCUGAGACGAUCUUUUCCGAAGGAAUCAUCCGAUGGUGCAGCGGCUGAGACUCCCUCCUCUAGCAGCAUCGCCACCACCGCUUCGACUACUAGUAGUAGAGUUCGAUUGGGAGAGAACGGGGACUGGGUUUCUAGUCUUCAACAGGGUGGCAACUUCGUUAAUUAUCUGCCCCAGGACGAAGCUGUCGCCUCCGGCCUCGGUGCUGAUGAUGGGGCUUUGGAUCCCGAAGAGUCUCAGCGUGUCGUUGACCUCCUCAACAGAGAGUUGUCUCGUUUGCUUAAGUUGCCUCCUCGAGAUUUAUGGAGAGAAGUUGCCAGUGAUGCUUCUUUGCACGAUUUCCUGGAUAGCUUUCUUAAAUUUAGAAAUAGAUGGUAUGACUUCCCUCACCGGGGAGCCAGGGGAAUAGUUGCAGGGGUCAUUGUUGGAGAGUUAGAGCUAAGCCGCCGUGUUUUUAUGGCCUUAUAUCGCAUAUCUUCCAACAGGGAUCCUGGCAGCCAGGCAAGUGACAGCCUCAGUGCUAAGGAGCAUGAAGUCAUUUUGCAGGAAAAAAAGCUACUUGACUUGCCCAAGUUAUUAGAUAUAUGUGCUAUAUAUGGUCAUGAUAAUGAAGAGCUAACUAAGUUACUGGUUAUGAAUUCUCUGAAAGCCCAGCCAAAGAUCCAUGAAAAGUUAGCAGCUGUAGUAUCUCACUUCCUGAACAUUGUCAACACAAUGCAUCAACGUUGCAGCUCAUCACUGGAGGUCUUGUUUUCCUCUGGAAGCCAUGAUGAUAGUCGACUUAAUGCAGAUUUAUUAGAGGUGAUAGACUUCGUAAACGAUGCAAUUUCAUCACUUGCUGCAUUUGUUAAUGCCUACAAACCUGCUGCUGUAUACUUUUCAUGUCCUGUAGAGGCAAGUUAUGGAAACGGGGAACUACUCACUACCCUUUCAAGAUUGCACGAUUCAUUGCUUCCAUCUUUAGGACGGGGUUUCAGACAUAUGUUUAUAGCUCAAGAAGAUAUGGCUCAGAACUCAGUUGGAGAAAAGAUUUCCAAUAUUACUCUUAGUUUCAAGAUGUUGUCAACAAGACUGGUUAAAUUUGGUUGGAAAUUACUGGACACCUGCUAUCUUAGUGAUGAGGUAUUUCAAGGCAACCUCCCAUUUCUGGAUUCCACAAAGAUGUUUCCAGCCAAUGUUGAGGAUCCAGUAAUAAGGGGAGACAUUCUGGUUCAAACUUUUGGGGAUAUCAAAGGAGAAAUUUCAAAUUAUUGUCAGGAGAACCAGAGCAAUGCAACAUUCCUUCAGAACAUUGAAAAGAAUUACAAGAUGUUUAGCAGACUUGACAGCCUACGUGGUAGUGGAUGGAUUUUCAUGGAUGAUGAACAAUCUCAGUACUUAUACCGUAUUUUGAUGCCUCCAUCUUCAAAGGUUGUAACUGGAGAGCCCAAUGGACCACCUUUACUGACAAAUAAGGUGCAGAUGGAUGAAGAUGCUGCAAUUAUGGAGUCCAAGGUCAGUCAAAUAAAGGACCUCUUCCCUGAUUAUGGUAAAGGAUUCCUCUCUGCAUGUCUCGAAGUCUAUAAUCAGAAUCCAGAGGAGGUGAUUCAGAGGAUAUUGGAUGGAACUCUACAUAAAGAUUUACAGUCCCUGGAUAUUUCUCUAGAAAAUUGUCCUCCACUCAAGUCUGCACCACCCGUGAAGAGGAAUGAUAAAGGCAAAGGGGCACUAAUAGAGCCUGCAGUGUUGCCUUGUUCUGAUGUGGUUGCUACUUUGAAGGGUGGUGUGGGACCCUCAUCUUCUGGUUCAUCUUUGACUGGACGGUAUACCAGGAAGACCAAGGAUGAUUUGCCUGACCCCAGCACCCUGGACUUGAGAAGUAAACAGGAUAUAGCUAAGACUGCACUUCUUGCACCUCAGAAUGAGCCACAGAAAGAGUAUGAAGACGAGUAUGAUGACUCAUUUGAUGACUUGGGUUUGAGUCUCGUGGAUUCUGGAUUUGAGGAGCCAGAGAUACUGGGAGACAGGAUCAGCACAACUCGUGGGAAAUCUCGAGGAGAUGAAACUGAAAACUUUGGCCUAAAUGCUUCUGAUUUUAAAUGGAAUUCUCGGAAGAAGCCCCAGUUUUAUGUCAAGGAUGGUAAGAACUACAGCUACAAAGUUUCUGGUUCUGUUGCAGUUGGAAAUGUUCAGGAAGCGGCACUAGUAAAACAAGCCCAGAAAGAAUUGAUUCAUGGCCUUGGCCGUGGUGGAAACAUUGCUCUUGGAGCUGUAAAAACACUGAUGGAGGCUGAUGAUCAGCCGGAAGACGCUUCAGAUACUCCUGAGACAGGAGGAAGAGGGAAUAUGACACAGUCAAGGGGCAGAGGAAGAAGAGGGGGUGGUAGCAAUUAUUACAGGAAGGAUAGAGCCAUGAAGAAGCACUUCUCAGGAUUAGGUGGCCACUGAAGUACAUGAAUGGAACUGAUGCAAAUAUAGCAAUACCUUCUCCUCAGAUUU
Telopea speciosissima is the source of this 2734-nucleotide messenger RNA. Its product is annotated as activating signal cointegrator 1 complex subunit 2-like. NCBI's taxonomy places the organism in Eukaryota, Viridiplantae, Streptophyta, Magnoliopsida, Proteales, Proteaceae. Gene Ontology annotation, molecular function: ubiquitin binding. The transcript has 9 exons. The record is from RefSeq and is a predicted model, not a curated record. The coding region runs from base 110 to 2683 and encodes 857 amino acids.